Messenger RNA from Saprolegnia diclina VS20, 1240 nucleotides. RefSeq lists its product as hypothetical. Gene Ontology annotation, molecular function: actin filament binding. Gene Ontology annotation, biological process: Arp2/3 complex-mediated actin nucleation. The transcript is spliced from 8 exons. The record is from RefSeq and is a predicted model, not a curated record. Gene Ontology annotation, cellular component: actin cytoskeleton; Arp2/3 protein complex. Lineage: Eukaryota; Oomycota; Saprolegniomycetes; Saprolegniales; Saprolegniaceae. The coding region runs from base 13 to 1173 and encodes 386 amino acids.
CGAAGGCGAAGCAUGAGCGUGUGGCAUCUUGCCGAGGCGAUCACGUGCCAUGCAUGGAACCAUGACAAGUCCAAGGUGGCCAUCUGCCCCAACACGAAUGAGAUCUGGAUCUACUCCAACUGCCAUGCGCCCGACGUGGCCCAGUGGCGCAAGGAAGCCAUCCUCACCGAGCACGACAUGGUCGUGAGCGGCCUCGACUGGUCGCCGGUCCACGACAUGAUUGUCUCGUGCUCGCACGACCGGUCGGCCUUUGUGUGGACUUACAACCCGUCCGAGCGCAAGUGGAAGCCGUCGCUGGUCGUCUUGCGCAUCACGCGCGCGGCCAUCAACGUCAAGUGGAGUCCCGAUGGUAAGAAGUUUGCCGUCGGGAGUGGUGCCAAGUGCGUGUCCGUGUGCUACUACCAAGCGCUCGACAACUGGUGGAUUUCCAAGAUGAUCAAGAAGCACAAGUCGACCGUCGUCGACUUGGACUGGCACCCCAACAGCCAGCUCCUCGUGACGGCGAGUACGGACAUGAAGUGCCGUGUCUUUGGGGCGUACAUCGCCGACGUCGACGCCGCGCCGGACGCCGGCCCGUUCCCGGCCAUGGCGCCCUUUGGCGAGCCCAUGGCAGAAUUCGACAAUGCCAACGCGUGGGUCAACGCGGCGGCGUGGUCGACGCACGGCGACCGCCUCGCGUUUGCGGGCCACGGGUCGUCGAUCCACUUCGUGCAUUUCGGCCAGCCCGGCGAGGUCCCGACGCUACAGUCGAUUCGCUUUCCCCAUCUCCCGCUCACGCGUCUGCUCUUCCUCUCGAACGAUGCGGUCGUUGGCUGCGGCUACGAUUUCAACUUGCUGCUCUUCACGAUGGACCGCAACGGGUACUGGUCGUUCUCGGAGUUUCUCGACAAAAAGUCGGCGACGCCUGCCAAGGCCGCGCUCGGCGGCGGUGGCUUCAACAGCAUGCGGCAGCAGUGGGAAAGCAAGGUGUCCCGCGGCCAGUCGGCGGACGCAACGUCGGGCGACAAGGGCGCGCUCUGGACGAAGCACGAAGCCACAGUCACGUGCCUGCAGCCGUUUGCUCGGUCGAGCAACGGCUCGAUCACCGAGCUGACGUCGUCCGGUCUCGACGGCCGCAUCGUCUUGUGGAAGCUCUCCUCGUUGAGCUUGGACAUGGCCAAGCUGCGCCUUUAAAGCACAAGCUCCUCGCUAGCAGCUCGACCGACUAGAGCUUGCGGUGCGAAUGUCUUCUCAACACGCA